Corapipo altera (White-ruffed manakin) is the source of this 3329-nucleotide messenger RNA. It is a transcript of the gene IDH1, whose product is annotated as isocitrate dehydrogenase (NADP(+)) 1, cytosolic. Gene Ontology annotation, cellular component: peroxisome; cytosol; mitochondrion. Lineage: Eukaryota; Metazoa; Chordata; Aves; Passeriformes; Pipridae. The transcript is spliced from 9 exons. Gene Ontology annotation, molecular function: NAD binding; magnesium ion binding; isocitrate dehydrogenase (NADP+) activity. Gene Ontology annotation, biological process: isocitrate metabolic process. Bases 138 to 1385 code for a protein of 415 amino acids. The record is from RefSeq and is a predicted model, not a curated record.
CAGGGGCGGGGCGGGGCCGCAUAAAGGGCCCCGCGCGCAGCUCGGAGCCGCAUCGCGACCGCCCCGCGCUGGGAACCGAACGGGAUCGGGAACGGCACCGCCGCAGGUAACGGGGAUCCGCACCGCCGCAGCUCAAGAUGUCUAAAAAAAUCCAUGGAGGCUCCGUUGUGGAGAUGCAAGGAGAUGAAAUGACACGGGUCAUCUGGGAACUGAUUAAAGAAAAGCUGAUUUUUCCUUAUGUAGAUCUGGAUUUGCACAGCUAUGACUUGGGCAUUGAGCAUCGUGAUGCUACAAAUGAUAAAGUAACCAUGGAAGCUGCUGAAGCCAUAAAGAAAUACAAUGUGGGCAUCAAGUGUGCAACCAUCACUCCUGAUGAGAAGAGAGUGGAGGAGUUCAAGUUGAAGCAGAUGUGGAAGUCUCCCAAUGGGACAAUCAGAAACAUCCUGGGAGGCACAGUUUUCAGGGAGGCCAUUAUCUGCAAGAACAUUCCCCGGCUGGUGUCUGGGUGGGUGAAACCCAUUGUCAUUGGCCGUCACGCCUAUGGGGAUCAAUACAGAGCAACUGAUUUUGUGGUUCCUGGGCCUGGAAAAGUAGAGAUGACCUACACUCCCACAGAUGGAGGCAAACCAGUCACAUAUCUGGUCCAUAACUUUGAAAGCUGUGGUGGUGUAGCCAUGGGAAUGUACAAUCUUGACCAGUCUAUCAAGGAUUUUGCCCACAGUUCCUUCCAAAUGGCACUGUCUAAAGGCUGGCCCCUCUACAUGAGCACCAAGAACACCAUUCUGAAGAGAUAUGAUGGCCGCUUUAAAGACAUCUUCCAAGAUAUCUAUGACAGAGAAUAUAAGUCCAAGUUUGAAGCCAAAAAGAUAUGGUAUGAGCAUAGGCUCAUUGAUGACAUGGUUGCUCAGGCCCUGAAAUCUGAAGGAGGUUUUGUCUGGGCCUGCAAGAACUAUGAUGGGGAUGUGCAGUCUGACUCUGUUGCACAAGGCUAUGGUUCUCUGGGAAUGAUGACCAGUGUGCUGAUCUGCCCCGAUGGCAAGACUGUUGAAGCAGAAGCUGCUCACGGCACAGUUACUCGUCACUACCGCAUGCACCAGAAAGGCCAAGAAACCUCCACUAACCCCAUUGCCUCCAUCUUCGCCUGGACAAGAGGACUUGCUCACAGAGCUAAGCUGGACAACAACACUAGCCUCAAGAACUUUGCAGCUGCCCUGGAAGAAGUCUGCAUUGAGACCAUCGAGUCUGGCUUCAUGACAAAGGACCUUGCUGCCUGUAUCAAAGGCCUACCUAAUGUCACACGCUCUGACUACCUGAACACCUUUGAGUUCAUGGACAAGCUCGCUGAAAACCUGAAGCAGAAGCUGGCCUCUCUGCCCAAACUUUAAGGCAGGGGUUCUACUCAAGCUCCCCUAGCAAGGUGUCUCCCACUUACAUGAGAGUGUAAGUGGCACCAUAUCAUGCUUUGUUGUGCUUCUUUUAGGAUGUUCUUCAUCUUUGGCCUCUGGCAUUUUCACACUCUUUGGCAGAUACUCCUCAUCAAAAUCAACUCUUUGCCUAAUUACUCUAGUUUUUCUGUUGGUUUUCUGUCUGAUGCUCUUUCUGCUCACACUUGAGUCCUCCUGCAAAGCACAGGCACUUGAAGUCUCUUUCCUGAGGAAAAGCAAAUUUUGUGGCCUGGAAUCACCUGAGGGAACAUCAUGACUUGAGAAGGUAUGAACUGGGCUUUUUAAUAAACUCUCCAUAUUUUGGAUCUCUUAACCUGUAGCAUUAAGUCACCACUUUCAAGACUGGGCAGCUGUGCUAGAUUCACCACAAAGGUACUUUCAAGAUCUUGGACUCCAUCAGGGCAGCGGGAAUGGUGCUCCACACUACAGUCUUUAUUCUUGCUGUCAAAAGCCCACACAUAAGCCUUUUGUCCCACCUCACAAACUUCAGACUCACUAGAACAACAUGUUGCAACUUUUGGCUGAAGAAGCUUCUUUGCAUUUUGAGCACGCUCUUCACCUUGAGAUAUAUCAGGACUACUUUUUGCACUGUUUUUAAUUGCACUUGUUUUCUUUUUUCCUGUGCUUGCUUUUUUAACAGUCAUUUUCUCACCAGUUCUAGGUUUUCUUAACAGGCUCCCUCAGGGGUAUAAAAACAUUUACCCACGAUUGCUCACAAUGUACUUGCUGAACUUUUACAGACAGUCUCACUCCCCUUAGAUGUGAAACUAUGCCAAUAUAUAGAUGAUAUUCUAAUUGGAGGAGAUUCCCAUGAAAAGGUGGAGGAAGCAGCAACAGUGUGGGAAGCAUUUCAUGAAAGAGGAAUUGAAAUUCCACCUGAAAAAUGUCAAGGACCAAAUAAAGAAGUAAAAUUUUUGGGUACUUGGUGGAGUGCAGUCAGUGCAGCACUUCCUCCAGACACUUUAAAGGAAAUAAAACAAAUACAGAUGCCCCAAAUCAAAGAAAGAAUUACAACAGUUUGUGGCAACUUUAGCAUAUUGGAGCAAACAUGUACCUGGAUUUUCUAUCAUUGCUGGUAUAUGUGGCACUUUAUCACGCUUUGUUGUGUAACAUUUCAAACACUAGACAAAAAAUGAACAUAACACUUAAAAUUUUUAAAGAUCAUGUUUUUUUAAACCCCUUGAGCUGCUGCCCUAGGCCUUACUUUUGCCAAGCAGAGGAAUGUGAUACUGUUCAAGUUCAGUGUGGGUCUGGACUCCUAACAGCACACCUGAGGUUUCUCUCUGUGACUUUGAUCUGUGUUUCUGUUAUUUCUUUAUCUCAGUCUGAAAGCCAGUCUGUGUCACAUCUCUGGUCAAACUGGCGGUGAGCUACUGUCCAACUGACCUCAGAAAUCAGAGCCGUCCUCCUCUCUCCAGUACUGUCCAUGAGUAUAAGUGGGUUCACAGGGCUAUGCCAGCUCUGUUGCAGUCCCUCGCAAUUUAUCUUUCAGUGCCAACAGGAGCAGAGUAUCCUGACACUAAGGGAUUUGGUUCCAUUGCUGGGGUCAGGACUGUAGCAUUCAAGAAGCACUUAGUAAAUGCUGGAAACAAGCCUUACAGGCUAAGAUCCUAUUAAAGUCAUGCUGCAGUGUCUAAAUGCAGGCCCUGCAUUUAGUUAUGCUCCUUCUGACUGGAUGUGAAGCAUAGGAACUGUUAUCUCUUCUCCCCUCCCCCAAUUCAUAAAGGUGCAAAACUUCUAAUUUUCUGGGCUAUUACUUACCCUUUCUGUUGUGAUAUAGCAUCAGAUCAUGACUGUGAAAAACUAUUCCAUCCAUGGUUUUGUGUUCUGGGUUUUUUAAGGAAUAGUUUUAGUUCAGACUAAAAUAAAAACCAACUAACAUUC